AAUGGAUGAGCUUCAUAGUCUGGAUCCAAGAAGGCAAGAAUUAUUGGAAGCUAGAUUUACAGGUGUUGCAACUGGGAGCACUGGGAGCACUGGCAGUUGCAGCGUUGGAGCUAAAGCCUCAACAAAUAAUGAAAGCUCUAAUCACAGUUUUGGAAGCUUGGGAUCUUUAAGUGACAAAGAAUCAGAGACACCAGAGAAGAAGCACUCAGAAUCAUCCAGGGGAAGAAAGAGAAAAGCAGAAAGCCAGAAUGAAAGUAGUCAGGGAAAAAGUAUUGGGGGACGUGGCCACAAAAUUAGCGACUAUUUUGAAUACCAAGGUGGAAAUGGCUCAAGUCCAGUAAGAGGCACACCUCCUGCAAUCCGUUCUCCUCAAAAUUCACAUUCCACUCCUGCCGCCUCAGUUCGACCGAAUAGCCCUUCUUCUGCAUUAGCUUUUGGGGACCACCCUAUUGUACAACCAAAGCAGUUAUCCUUUAAAAUUAUUCAGACUGAUCUCACAAUGCAGAAAUUAGCAGCAUUAGAAAGUAAUAAAAACCAGGACCUGGAAAAAAAAGAAGGUCGUAUAGAUGAUUUGCUCAGGGCUAAUUGUGAUCUCAGACGGCAAAUAGAUGAACAACAAAAAUUACUUGAAAAAUACAAAGAGCGAUUAAAUAAGUGCAUUUCAAUGAGCAAGAAGCUUCUUAUUGAAAAGAGUACGCAAGAAAAACUGUCGAGCAGAGAGAAGAGCAUGCAAGACAGAUUACGCCUUGGGCACUUUACAACAGUUAGACAUGGUGCUUCAUUUACUGAACAAUGGACAGAUGGUUUUGCAUUUCAGAAUCUCGUGAAACAACAAGAGUGGGUAAAUCAGCAAAGGGAAGAGAUUGAAAGGCAACGGAAACUCCUAGCCAAACGCAAACCUCCCACAGCUAAUAAUUCUCAGGCACCCUCUACAAAUUCUGAACCAAAACAAAGGAAAAACAAAACCGUCAACGGAGCAGAAAAUGAUCCCUUUGUUAGACCAAAUUUACCACAACUGUUGACCUUGGCAGAAUAUCAUGAACAGGAAGAAAUUUUCAAACUUAGACUAGGACAUCUCAAGAAGGAAGAGGCAGAAAUCCAGGCAGAACUUGAACGUUUGGAAAGAGUCAGAAAUCUUCACAUUCGAGAACUCAAAAGAAUAAACAAUGAGGAUAAUUCACAGUUCAAAGAUCACCCAACGUUAAAUGAAAGAUAUUUGUUACUUCAUCUGCUUGGUAGAGGUGGCUUUAGUGAAGUAUAUAAGGCUUUUGACCUUUAUGAGCAAAGAUAUGCUGCUGUGAAGAUCCAUCAGCUUAAUAAAAGCUGGAGAGACGAGAAGAAAGAAAACUACUACAAACACGCCUGCCGAGAGUACAGAAUACACAAAGAACUGGACCACCCCAGGAUAGUCAAGCUCUAUGACUAUUUCUCUUUGGACACAGAUACGUUUUGUACAGUGUUAGAAUACUGUGAAGGCAAUGACUUGGAUUUCUAUUUGAAACAACAUAAAUUAAUGUCAGAGAAAGAAGCUAGGUCUAUUGUAAUGCAGAUUGUAAAUGCACUAAGAUAUCUCAAUGAGAUCAAACCCCCUAUUAUACAUUAUGAUCUUAAGCCAGGAAACAUUCUUCUGGUAGAUGGAACAGCAUGUGGAGAAAUCAAAAUCACCGAUUUUGGUCUUUCCAAGAUUAUGGAUGAUGACAGUUAUGGUGUAGAUGGGAUGGAUCUAACUUCCCAAGGAGCAGGCACUUACUGGUAUUUACCUCCUGAAUGUUUUGUAGUUGGAAAAGAGCCACCAAAGAUUUCCAACAAGGUUGAUGUGUGGUCAGUUGGAGUAAUUUUUUUUCAGUGUCUCUAUGGUAGAAAGCCAUUUGGUCACAAUCAAUCUCAACAAGACAUCCUGCAAGAAAACACAAUAUUGAAAGCCACAGAGGUCCAGUUUCCUGUAAAGCCGGUUGUAAGCAGUGAAGCCAAGGCUUUCAUAAGACGCUGUUUGGCAUACCGGAAGGAGGAUCGAUUUGAUGUGCACCAACUGGCAAACGACCCAUACCUUCUCCCCCACAUGAGAAGAUCGAAUUCUUCAGGAAACUUACACAUGACUGGGCUCACAGCAUCCCCCACACCCCCUUCUUCAAGCGUAAUUUCUUACUGACUUUACUCCAAGAGUGGCAUGAUACUUUUGAACCGUUUCCAGAUGCUCUCUUGAGUUUGAAAACAUUGGAGUGGUUUUUGGUUGUUGUUGUUGUUCCUUUGUUUGCUUUUUCCUUUUUUAUGUAGGACAUGGUUGGAAACUCUUGGUGAACUCUAAAGUUCAUCAUAGCCUCGUUUGUAUGCGAGUGGAUCAUGGACAGUGACUCUGUGUGCGCCUCGUGCUAUAUCGUGAGCGGGAGGGUGGCUGCCUGCUGCACAGACACAGGAGGCCCGAGUUCAGACAGGAAACCAGUGGUGUUGGUCUGUGUGAGGGAGCACUGUGCGUCGCGGUGAUAAUACCUAAGUACGCUUGGUGGUUACUGGAGAGUUCUAAUGCGAAGGGUAGUUUUUCAUUAUUUCAAAACACAUGGGGAAAAUGAGACCUGUUUCUAACACAUAAAACUACAGUGCCUGGAUACUUCCUUCAGCAUGCAGCAGCUGCUGAAACCAAAGCAAGAACUGAAAGAAAGACAGCGACCUUUGUUUUGUAGGAAUGGAAUGUGAACAUGAGAACCUUUGGACAGAGUUGACAUUUGUCAUUUGCCUAUUCUGGCUUUUACCAAGUUGUACCUCGAAAUUACGUGUCCGUUUGUUCCAUUGGUUUUAUUAAAGGGAAAGCUGGGGACCUUAGAAAAUGAGCUGCUUAUUUAGAAACCAGUUGAAUUCACUGGACUGCAAUGUUUUCAGUGUUUUCAACACAUUCGGGUUCUUAACAGGUGUUUUUCUUUUGUUACCAGGCCAUGUUCAUUAAAAAAAAAGAAGUGGUAGUAUAUAACCAAAUGCAGACCAGUUCUAUGCAGGCUAAUGAGAAAUCCCCUUCCAGCUCGAUUGUAAAUUGUUGUACAGAUGUCAUAAUUGAAUUACUAAGUUUCAGCAGCUUAUUCUUGUACAAAUGUUUAAAAAAUAUGGCUUUUCUAAUUGGAUAUUGUAUUUUUUUUAAGUCUUCUUGAAGGCGCUUUAAUUGCUGCUAAAUGUUGCUUCUUUGCUAAAAAACAAAAAACAACAAAAAAAAAACUAAUGACCUCCUCAAAGGUGCAAGUUGACUGUAUAUCCUACAGAAAGAUUAAAAGCAGACAUUCAUUCACAAUCAAGGCAUGUAAAAAUGAUCCAUGUUGGGCAUCUACAGUUCUUCAAAUCAGUUUCUGGGUUCUGGGGCUCUAAGCCCAUAGAUACUCGAUUUAUAAAUUAUUCGUGGUUAUUCUACAUUUCUAAAAGAUUCCUAUCAGUAAGAUGGGGUGUUGGUCCCUUCAACAAGUUCUUGUGGUUUGUACAGAUGCGUUAAAUUGUGCAGCAUUUCUAACUGCCUUGUGUGGUAGAAACCAUGACUCCACUCCUGUAGGUUCUUCCUUCUUGUCACAUCCGUAAUGCUGAUGGUGACACAUCACUUGUCCAUGUUACAGAACAAGGAGGCCAUCCUUCCCACAGACUCGCACUAUCACUGUACAGCUCAACUCUUCUCCUGUUGCAAGCCAUUUUGGUUUUUCAUUGUACAUAGACACAUUGUCUUUUUAAGAUGCUGCUGAAAUUGUAGAGAAUGUAGCCAAAACAGUAAUAAACAAUGACAGUUAAAACUUAAAGAUUGAAAAAUUACAUUUGAAGGGAGCUUUGGAGAUUUAGACUAUUAAAUAACUUGGCUCCUUUACCUAAGAAUCAGCUGAAUAAAUUCUUUAAGUAUACUUCAAGACAAGAAUAAAGUGUUUCAAGCUGUUAAAGUCAACAUAAUAACCAUUAUCAAGGCUAAUCCUGGGUAAGUAACCCAUAGCGCUAUCAGGAAUGGCUUAAGGGCUAUACCUGUUGCUCAGUAGAUUAAGAUAGAAAUCCUAUAAAAAAUAUUGACAUGGUAAUGGAAUGUUAGCAUUGAUUGAGUAUAUUAAAUAACUGCCCACAAAUUUUUAAAAAUUUAUUGUCUUGAGUUUUCAUCUCUCCGAAUCAUAGUUCUAUGUUCAUAUAGUAAUUGUUAUUUAAAGUAAUAAACUAAAAGAAAAUGUCUAAUUUUAUUUAAAAUGUUGGUGGGCUGAGUGUUAAAUAGACGCAAAUCUAACAUGGUGAAAAAGCAGCGCAGACCUAGAUCUCUGUUUUACAUUAUUUACAAGUAAAUGGAUGUGGCUGGCUGGCCAGCAUCAGCACAAGGACAGGAACACAAGCCACACAGCGAAAGGCCUCCCUGCUCCAGGUCUGGGAAUCAAAGAGGUAGGAUAGUAGUUAGCACAGGAGACCAGGUCCUCUCCGAGGUUGAUCUGGACCAGUGGUAUCUUUCCACGCUGGAUAAUAUACCAGUAACCCAAUAGGAGCAAAAUGGCUGCCGGGACCCAGUGGACUCAUUUACUGUUACCAUCACAGGGAAAAUGGACUCUCUUCCUUUGGCUCUAAUCCCGUUGGGGCCCUCAUGUGUUUUCUAGACUUCUGAUGUCAACCCUCAGCACUGACGCAAGUGAAGACAGCGUAUAAUCUCAAAAUCUUGAUUUAGGUGUAUGUUGAGAGGAAAUAGACGUUAGUACAGACACUCUCCUAAUGUGUAAGCCAGGAAGGGAUAGGUAUUUGCUUGUUUUCCAAAAAUAAAGACUCAAAUCUGUUCUUUUUUUGUUUACCCACCACUGUCCCCUCCUCCUAAAAGAACCCUUUCCAUUUAAAUGUUACCUAAAAUGUGAACAAAAUAAAUUUCUUCUACAAAUACCUCAUUACAUGAAGCCAAAACGGUGAGGUGUUCCAGUGAAACA
Echinops telfairi (small Madagascar hedgehog) is the source of this 4904-nucleotide messenger RNA. It is a transcript of the gene TLK1, whose product is annotated as tousled like kinase 1. Lineage: Eukaryota; Metazoa; Chordata; Mammalia; Afrosoricida; Tenrecidae. The transcript has 20 exons. The record is from RefSeq and is a predicted model, not a curated record. Bases 2 to 2149 code for a protein of 715 amino acids. Gene Ontology annotation, cellular component: nucleus. Gene Ontology annotation, biological process: peptidyl-serine phosphorylation; intracellular signal transduction; chromosome segregation. Gene Ontology annotation, molecular function: protein serine/threonine kinase activity; ATP binding.